AUGAGUGUUUUGGACGACAAACUGGAGGGCGUUGGCCCUCUCUUGUCUCGCGUGUUCCAGGACUCAGCGCUUUCAGCGCGCUUUGCAACCCUGGAAGAGGUAAUUGCGCUUUUGCAAGACCAAAAUGUGAACUUGGAUGAAGAUACAGACAAGGAAAUCGCGAUGGGAGUCAUGGAGAGCUACUUGUUCAUUCGGGAUGGGAAAUCGAUGCAAAUGGUCAUUUUGCUGUUCGAAAGUCUAUUCAAACGUUCACCAAGCGGAUUAAAAGGAUUGACCAAAUUCAUUCGAGGAAUAGUGACCAAAAUGUCAUCUACCCGGGCUGUGGCUGACUACAUGAAUCUUUUGGACUGGAUCAAUGCGUUGUUGAGAAUCAGCGUGCUCCAAACAGAAGAUUUCGAAAAUGCAACUCGCGUGGAAUUGCUACAAUUGCUGUGCUUCACCGCCCAAAGCGUCGAAACAGCCCUUGAUGUGCAUGAAGGGACCAAGCGCUCAAAAUCUAAACAAAAUCAACACCGUCGCAGAAUACGCCAAAGCGUACUGCAAUCUAUUACCAAGACUUUUACUUCGGCCUUGAAAAAUGGAAAAGAGACCGAGUUUUCAGUCGACUUUAUUUCAAAGGCGACUCUCGAUCAAGCUGGUGCUGCAAAACUUCCAGCGGCUGGAGUGCUGGCGGUUAUUGGUGGCCUCACCAAAGCUGCGAUCCAACUUUUACAAUCCCAACCAGCGCACCAUGCGGCUUUUGCCCAAAACAGUGUGGUACCCUUUUGUGCAUACGUGGGGAAGGACGUUAUUUUGUCUAAGGACUCACCCUCACCGUUUUGUAUCGAAACCUUUUUCACUCCUUUCGCUCAUGAGUUCGUUACCACUGACCUCUUCAGCACGCACAUUGUUCCGAACCUAGAGAAGUGUAUUCUGCGUUCAUCUGAAAUAGGGUUUCCGCUAGCUAGCGAGUUUUAUUCCAGUGUGGAUCCUGCCAAGGUGAACCUUUCUUCAAUAUUUGUUGAUUCCAAACUAAUGACCCAGUCUUUUUCUUCUUUGAAAAGUAGUAAAGAAACAAUCAGAUCUGUCUCUCUAGGCUCAAUGCUUGUUCUACUGCAUUCAAUCAAGAAUUGUUGCUCUUCGAGCGAUUUACAAAAAUUGGUUGCUGAAGCUUUUAAAAAUUUGAAAUCCAACUUGCAUGUGGACUACAAAAUAAUAGUCUCGCGUCUCCUACGUGCUACACCGCCUAGUGCUUCCGUUUCUUCCGAUAUUGUGAAUGGGCUUGCGAACUAUCUGUCGAAGGAGUCCAAUGAAGUGGCAAUGGAAGCCUUGCUUCAAGCAUACUUCUAUCAGUAUUCAAAGUUGGAUGCCCCACCUGCGUCUGCAAUCACCCUGAUAAGGACUGGAUUAACUGACAAAAAGCAACCUAUAAAGAAGCUUUGGCUCGCUGCUUUCCUCAGUAUCUUGGACGCUAAGUCCAUAGAAGAGUUUCGCGAUCAGUCAAAAGAGAUUCUAGAUUACCUGAGGGAUGUCGUUUCCUAUCCAUCGAAAUACACAGCAAGAAGCGUGCUAAGCUGUUUCACAGGCAUCGAUCGUCUUUCAGUCAUGGAAGGUGAUGAGCUUGCCACGCAAGUCAAGUCUUUACUCGUCGAAGAGAAAAGGGAGUCUCGUUCGAUAGGUCAUGCGUGGUUAGUGGUGACGUUGUCUGUCGAAUUGAGUAGCGAGGAAAGGACAAUAGCAGUGGAGCUCCUUCGCCGUGCAUAUGAAAGAAAUACUUUAACGACUGGUAUGGAUGUGAUCGACGCUCUUGAGAGGGCCGUAGUCGAGGGAACCUUUUCAGAUCGCGAGGGUAUCACCCUUCGCUACGUGACUCCAAUCAUCAUGGCCUUGUGUCGAGAUGUUGAUGAUAAAGAAGCUUUAAAAAAAGUUUUAAUCCAAUUUCUUGUUCUCUCACAAUAUCCUAAGCUAAAGUUGAAAAGUGGUUGGGCAGGAUUGGUUUUACAGGCUAACAUGAAUCCCGAAAAUCUGAUAGCAGAGUAUUCUAAUCAACUUUUCAGCCGAUUCAAGUGCUUGACGGAAGAUUUGAAGAUUCAAUUUUCUGCCUUGUACGAUUCUGCAGUCAAAUCCAUCACAUAUGCUGCGUUUAUUAACCCUUCCACGAUCGCUCCUUUGGUAGUUGCUCUUGUGAAAUGCGAGCUAGAAUCUUCAAGACUGCAAGGUGUCGAUGCAUCUCAGAUAGAAAUAUGGAGAGGGGCGGAUGGCGAAUUAGUCUUUGAUGUCUUACAGAAAUCGAACAAGGCGCUAGAAAAUAAAAACUCGAGGGACUAUGAAACUCUGAAAUGGGAGGAAGAGGUCAGAAAGAAGCAAGCCCAAAAGAAUUCGGGCACAAAAAAAUAUACCAAAGAAGAAAAAGACUUGAUCGAUGCGCAAUUGUUAAAGGAAGCUGGUAUUCGAAAAGAUAUCAAUCUCAUUGUAACUGAGUCUCGCCGGACGCUAUCUUUAGUAUCUCAACUGAGCGAGGAAGCAUCCCUAGUUGAUAAUGGAGCAGCUGUCUGGUUCCCAGUGGCUGUCUCUGACAUACUCGCCGCGUUGGGAGCACCGGCAUUUUCUGAGCUGCUUCCUGAACAAGGAGUUGAAACGUUUCUCAGCUUGUCGUCAACGGCGUCAGAGAGGCUAGGUACUAUGAGGCGUUCAAUUGCCGUGGCUACUCUACGCGCUUUCGAUAUCAAGGGUAUUCCUGCGAGCGCCUGUCAGGAAAAUCUUCUUGAGCUGAUAUCAAGAGUUCUUUUCAGGGUCAAAUUUGUUGCUAACAAAAAGAGAUUUGAGUCUUUAACUCUAACUUUUCUGUUACCAUUGUUAUCAAAGGUGCUGGAGGAAGGAAAACGAAUUUCUGUGAGUAAUUCGGAUAAACCGCUGGUAAAAAGUGAGUUUGUAGAAGAGGAUAAAGAAGAAGAACAGCUUUUGUUGGCAAUGGAAAUUAUCGGAGGCCAUGCUGAGUCUUUUGCGGAUCCUGACAUUCCUCGUCAGCAUAUUUUAGAGGUGUUGCUAUCUCUUCUGUCGAUAUCCUCUAAGGCGAGGUCCGCUAAAGAAUGCUUUUUAGCGUUAUGUCAAAAUGUGUCGCUAUCCCCUAGCCAAACAGAUCUAAACCUCAUUCUUGGUAGUCUGAUGGCUCCCAAUGAUUUUGUCAGGGCCACUGUUUUGGAGGCUGUUGACGAUGAGUUCGACUUGGCACCCUACAUGUCUUUCUCUCCUCAGGUGUUCAUAUUGAUGCAGGACGCUAGCGAGUCAAACCGUGAGGCAGCGGCAUCUAUCUGGCAAUUAAACAAUUUCAAAGUUUGUGAAGAGCUUCUCGAUAGCUUGUUUGAUUAUUUCAGUCAGGGCGAUAGUGGUUUACGCUUGUUUGUGGCUAAAUCGUAUGCCACUGCUCUGCAUGUUCUAACCGCACGGUCCAGUGAGUUGUUCGGUAAAUAUUUCGUGAAACUAAUGGAGUUUUACUCAUUGAAAGCGCGUAUUCCUGAUCCUAUUAUAGACGAGUACGGACUAGUAGUUGUCUCUUCCGAAGCCCAAAAAGACUGUUGGGAAGACAGAAGUUCUGCUGCUAUUGCUUUCAGAGAGUGCUCUAAUGUUUUUCCUCCAGACAGCAAAUGGCCCGUAGAGUUCAUCAAGUUUCUGGUCAACAGUGGCUCGUUGGGUGACCGCGAAAGUCUGGUCAGACAAGAAGUAAAAGAAGCUGGUAUUGAGGUGAUCGCCCAGCAUGGCUCUCGAAAUGUCGAAGACUUGAUACCAGUUUUUGAAGAGGCCCUCAAGGUUAAUCAAGAUGUUGCUACGAAAGAGAACGUCAUUAUUUUGUACGGAACUCUCGCAAGGCACUUGGCCGCGGACGAUGCCAGAGUAACAACGAUUGUUGAGCGUCUUUUGAAUACGCUAGAGACGCCUUCGGAGGAAGUUCAGCAUGCCAUUUCGACUUGUAUAUCGCCAUUAGUUGGCUUGUUGAAAUCCCAGACUGGCCAUUACCUGAAAGGCAUGAUGCUCAAGUUGCUAGAUCCUAAAGCCAAGCACCACUCUAGACGCGGUGCAGCUUGGGGACUGGCAGGCUUAGUCAAGGGUUUGGGAAUCGGUUCGCUUUCUGAAUAUGACAUUAUUCACGAUCUCAUGGAUGCUUCAGAAGAUAAAAAAGAUCCUCAAAAGCGAGAGUCUGUAGCAUUCGCAUUCGAGUGCCUUUCAAAAUCAUUGGGGAAAUUCUUCGAGCCCUACGUCAUUGAGAUUUUACCAAAUAUCUUGAAAAAUCUUGGUGACUCUGUUCCAGAGGUUAGAAAUGCCACUGCUGAUGCCACUAAAAGCAUCAUGGCCAACACUACUGGUUUUGGUGUCAAAAAAUUGAUUCCUGUCGCCGUAAACAAUCUCGAGGACAUUUCGUGGAGAACCAAACGAGGAUCUGUGGAACUGUUGGGUAACAUGGCAUACCUCGAUCCAACUCAACUUUCUGCAUCUCUUUCGACCAUUGUGCCCGAAAUUGUUGCUGUUUUGAACGACUCUCAUAAGGAGGUGCGUAAAGCUGCUGAUCAGUCUCUGAACCGUUUCGGAGAGGUGAUAAGAAAUCCAGAAAUUCAGGUUCUUGUUCCAACCCUUAUCAAGGCUAUCGGCGACCCUACUAAAUACACCGAGGAUGCGUUGAAUGCUUUGAUACAAACUCAGUUUGUGCACUACAUCGACGGGCCUUCCCUUGCUUUGAUUAUACAUGUCAUACAUCGCGGUAUGCGUGAGAGAUCUGCAAACACUAAAAGGAAAGCUUGUAAGAUUGUCGGCAACAUGGCAAUCUUGGUAGAUGCAAAUGAUCUGGUACCAUACCUACAACAGCUGGUCGAUGAAGUGGAAACAGCAAUGGUGGACCCAGUUCCUAGCACCAGAGCUACCGCCGCCAGGGCUCUUGGAGCUUUGGUAGAAAGACUAGGCGAAGACAAGUUCCCUCACUUGAUUCCUCGCCUACUGGAUACUUUGAGUGACGAUAGCAAGGCUGGUGAUCGUAUGGGAUCCGCUCAGGCUCUAUCAGAGGUCAUCAGCGGGCUUGGCUUGUCCAAGCUGGAUGAGAUGCUUCCUACUAUUAUGGCUGGUGUCACCAGUGUCAAGUCGUAUGUUAGGGAAGGUUUCAUGCCCCUACUUCUCUUCCUGCCUGUAUGCUUUGGUCCUCAGUUUGCCCCUUACGUUAGCCAAAUUAUUCAACCUAUUUUGAGUGGACUUGCCGAUCCGGAUGAAAACAUUUCCGACACGUCUUUAAAGGCUGGGAAACUUUUGGUCAAAAACUAUGCCACCAAAGCAAUCGAUUUGCUGCUUCCAGAGCUUGAGAAGGGAAUGUUUGAUGAAAACGAAAGAAUCAGACUGUCCUCUGUGCAAUUGACAAGUGACCUACUAUUCCAGGUUACAGGCAUCUCAUCCAAAAACGAGUUUGAUGAUGAAGAUGGUGAGGCCAAUCAUGAGGUCACGAAGCAGCUUCUGGAAGUACUGGGUCAAGACCGUCGCGAUCGUAUUCUUUCAUCUCUUUUCGUCUGCAGAUCCGACACUUCAGGCGUCGUUCGUGCGACCACGGUUGACGUCUGGAAGGCUAUCGUUCCUAACACUCCAAGAACCGUCAAGGAGAUCUUGCCUACCCUCACAAGCAUUGUUGUUGUUCAUCUCGCUUCUGCAUCUGCAAGUUUGCGGCAUAUUGCUGCCCAAACUCUUGGUGAUUUGGUGAGACGUGUUGGUAGCAAUGCUUUGUCUCAAUUGCUACCUGUAUUGGAGGGCUCCCUCGCUGAAGCUCGCGGUUCAGAAUCGAAACAAGGCGUUUGCAUUGCUUUGCGCGAACUUCUCCAAUCAUCAUCGUAUGAGUCCUUGGUGGAUUAUCAAUCUACUAUUGUGAAUAUCAUUCGCCGCACCCUUGUGGACGAUGAUGGCGCAGUAAGAGAAUCGGCAGCGUUGUCCUUUGAUGCGUUCCAAGAAGUGUUUGGAAAGAUAGCAGUUGACGAAGUUUUGCCUCACUUAUUGAACAUGCUGGGCUCUACGGAGAACUCUGAAUAUGCGCUAUUGGCGUUGCAAGAAAUCAUGUCAACCAAAUCUGAGGUAAUUUUCCCAAUCCUAAUCCCAACCUUAUUGAGUCCCCCUAUAGAUGCCUUCAGGGCUCGCGCGCUUGGUUCCUUAGCUCAGGUAGCUGGUUCAGCUCUCUACAAACGUCUCUCUGUGAUUAUCAACGCUCUGGUAAACACGUUGGCAGGUUCUACGCAAGACGAAAAAACUGUUUCAGCUUUAGAAGAUGCUCUUGGGAGCGUUUUGAACUCUGUCGAUGAAGUCGAUGGUAUGCACCCUUUGAUGCAACAUAUCUUGAGUUUGAUGAGGGAUGAAAACAAGGCCAAACGUCUAGUGAUUUUGAAACGUUUGCCUGCAUUUUUUGAAGAAACUACGCUCAGCUAUGACAUAUACACUCCAGAAAUCGUCUCUCAAUCAAUUAUGUCAUUCGAUGACGAAGACCCUGAUGUGGUUCAAGCGAUUUACGAUGAGCUAUCUGUUUUGAUCAAAAAGCAAGACAAAUCCAUGCUCGGAAAGUUGGUCAAGCCUGCGAAGCAAGCGCUGGAUUUGGUCGGAAAAGAAAAUACAGAGCUGGCGGUAUUCAAGUUGCCUAAGGGCCCUAGUUGCAUUUUGAGUGUUUUCCUGCAUGGCCUAAUGUACGGCUCUAACGAGGAACGUGAGAUAGCAGCAAUGGCGAUUGCAGACAUUGUGAAGAGAACACCAUCCGCCAACUUAAGGUCCUUUGUUACCAUAAUUACAGGACCUUUGAUUCGUGUCGUGGGUGAAAGAUUCUCGGGCGAUGUUAAAGCUGCCAUUCUUUAUGCUCUGAACGUGUUAUUUGCAAAAAUUCCGCAAUUCUUGAGACCAUUCAUACCUCAGUUACAAAGAACAUUUGUUAAAUCUCUGUCGGAUGCGUCUAACGAAACACUUCGUUUGCGCGCUGCGAAAGCCCUUGGUUCCCUGAUCGAAUAUCAGCCAAGAGUUGAUCCAUUGGUUUUGGAGCUGGUCACUGGUGCUAGACAAACUGAAGACGAUGGUGUGAAAACAGCUUUGUUGAACGGUUUGCUUGAGAUCGUCUCCAAAGCUGGUUCAAAGCUCAAUGAGAACUCUAAACAUGCGAUCGUCAAUCUUGUUGAAGAGCAAAUCUUGAGCGUCAACGACAAAUUGGCGACCGCAUAUGCAAAGCUUAUCGGUUCGCUUUCGGGCAUAAUGACAAAGCAAGAAGCUCAGUCAAUUUUGAGUGACAAGGUGUUGAGUGUUGAUAUAACCAGUGAUUCGGGUCGUUUUGCAAUUCUGACCUUGAACUCCUUUUUGAGAGAUGCCCCGUCACACUUGUUUGAGCCAGAUACGACCGCCGACUUUGUUGAAUACUUAGUCAAUGCUGCGAGAUCAACCACACCUUACAUAUCUGACAACGCCCUGACAGCUAUCGGAAAACUUUUGUUACUGGUAGGGGAGACGAAGUCACCAUUUGGAAAACAAGAGUCCCAAACUGUUUUCGAACUACCUGAGGAAAACAUAAAGAGCCUGGUCGAAGUCUUGUGUGAAGAUAUGCUACGCCCUGCUAGUAACUCUCUGGACUCAAGACGUUUGUCAUUGGUAGUUGUACGCACCAUGGCCAGGUUCAAAUUUGAAGAGUGUGUCAAGCCGUUCUACGAUCUUUUGGGACCUUCGAUCUUCUCGUGCUUGCGUGACGUCAUCAUUCCAGUUAAGCUAGCAGCUGAAAAGGCUUAUCUGGCUGUGUUCAGAUUGGUAGAAGAAGAGAAAAUGGAAUCCUUCCAAGCCUGGUCUUCCGAGCUCUCUGGCCCAACACUGCAGAAUUAUGUUGGAGACUCCAUUCAGUUAAGAUCGAUCACAGACUACACCAACCGUGUAGGUAAGAGGUUGGCUGGAGUCGAGAGGGAGAGAAUAGCAGCCGGUGGUGAUCCAGAAACUGUGUUUUCGGAUUGCUACGAAGAUGAGUCUGAAAUAUGGGCCGUUGGGGGAGUAGAGCUCAUCAAAGACGCAUGA
Molecule: messenger RNA, 8028 nt
Organism: Lachancea sp. 'fantastica'
Lineage: Eukaryota; Fungi; Ascomycota; Saccharomycetes; Saccharomycetales; Saccharomycetaceae
Source: the annotation of a GenBank genome assembly